UUGCAGCUAUUCAAAACAUAUGUCAUUAAAAGCAAAACCCCUAAGUUCCAAAGUUUUUAUGUCAUUAUCAACAAGACUGAUUAUUUAUAAGUCACAGGCCAAGAACUAACAUUAUUAUUUUUGAAAACACAUUUGUUACCUUGCAAAGGUAAAAACUUAAAACUAUUGUAACACCAAAAAUGAAACGGUCAUAAGAUGGAGUCACAAAGCUCUGGGCAUUCUGUUUCCCAUGAACAGUGAUGUCAUAAUGUCAUACUGAGUCUUAGAGCCGGCUGGGCCACAAGAAGGAAGCCCUGAGGAGACAAGUAGAUUGCUGGAUAAAUCACAUCAAUUUCCCAAUGGAUUUUAUAUUGUUUAUCUUUUUGUCUGGGAUUUUCCUCCCAGACAUCAGCAAUCUACAGUUGGAUAUAGAACAGGAAUCUGAUGUGAUGCCUUCAGAUGAAGAACAGUAUUAUUCAGAUGAUGAAAAUCUGGGCAAUGAUGCCCCUGUUCAUGAAGAUGAAAAAAAUAUAGAUGCUAAUACUGUUAAAUCAGAAGAAAAUGAAAACGGUGCUCCUGCUAAUGAGAAAACUGGCAAUUACUACAAAGACAUAAAACAAUAUGUGUUUACCACACCAAUUAUAAAUGGCACGGAAUCUGAAAUAUCUGUAAGAGCCACAACUGACCUGAAGUUUGCUCUGAAGAACUAUAAAUUCUUCAAUGCAACUACAGCUGAAAAAUCUAUUGGUGAAGAUGAAGACAAAUCUAAUGAACCCACUCAUAAAAAUAUUCCAACAUCAACCCCCAAUGUGCCUGCAUUUUGGACAAUGUUAGCUAAAGCUAUAAAUGGAACAGUAGUGACAUUGGGUGAUAAAGAUCAAUUCUUUCAAGCAAUUCCAGGCUCUGACUUGAACACUACCAAUGAAGACAAACUAUCAGAGCUAGAGGAAAUCAAGCUCAGAUUAAUGCUGGGAAUCUCACUGAUGACCUUAAUCCUUUUAAUUCCCCUCUUGAUAUUUUGUUUUGCCACACUGUACAAACUGAAACAUAUAAGUGACAAAAAUUAUGAAAGUCAAUACUCUGUCAACCCAGAGUUGGCAACUCUGUCUUACUUCCACCCGUCAGAAGGUGUAUCUGAUACAUCUUUUUCGAAAAGUGCAGAGAGCGGCUCGUAUUGGGGCAACGCUUCUUCAGACUUGAGACGAGUUAACACAAAAAGGUCAAGAUCUAAAACGAUAGAUUAUCCUGCACCCUCCGACCAAACGCUCUUAGCAGAUGACCCAGCUUUCUUUAAUCCGGAGCAGUCAUCCUUCUUUCCUCCCCAGGAGGAGGCGUCAGCAACCUUCCUUCCUCCCGGGGAACUGGAUGAGCAAUCUGCCAGUGAGAAUUUCCCUGUUGAGGCAAUGGCUGAAGAGCAUAUGGUGGAUGUGGAACUCAGUGAGGAACAUAUUGUUGAAGAACAAGUAAACAUUGAGUAAAUAACUUUAGUUCUUUGGUUAUAUAUAUUUUUUUUUUAAAAAAAGAUCUUUGUGUCUCACAUAAACAUCCUAAUUUUGGAACUGCAAAUUUCAGAGACAUCUAUGUUUUCUUAUGUCCUUAAGGGCGUAUUCAAUAAAAACUAUCCCAGUUAUUAUUUGUUAUAAGAGUUAUUUAAAAGAAAAUGUACAAGGAAACAACUUAAGGGAAACUCAAAUAAAAACAAUGCUCGAGACCAAGUUACGAAAGGUAUUCACGACUCUAAGUGAUAGACCACUUGAAUAGCUUUCCUGACACCACCUUGGUGCCAUCAAUCCACCCAUCCAUUGAUCAAUAAAAAUCCAUACUGAGGUGGCUCAUCUUUAAAUGAGGGCAUUUACAUCUUUACCUUUACCUGUGCCUGGUACUACUAUCUACAUCAAGGCUAAAACAUCUGGCUUGUUUCAUCAGAUAAAAAGUGGUACCAACAAUAGACAAAACUAAGUUAGUGAUAGAAACUGCUAGCAUUCUUGAGUUGUUUUGAAGUUAUGCAGCUGCUCUCAUCAGUAAGAAAAACAUUGCCAGCAAGAUAGUUCUGCUGGGGAAAGCGCUUGCCAUACACAAGCCUGACAACCUGAGUUGGAUCCCUGGAAUGCACAGCGGAAAGAGUGAACCAUUACUCAACUCCUGCUUGUCCUCUGACCUCUCCAGGCAUACGGUGGUAGGGGUUCAU
Cricetulus griseus (Chinese hamster) is the source of this 2167-nucleotide messenger RNA. The record is from RefSeq and is a predicted model, not a curated record. Lineage: Eukaryota; Metazoa; Chordata; Mammalia; Rodentia; Cricetidae.